AUGGGAACACGGCAGGGUGCAGCGGCACUGCGGCUGCUAGUGCUGCUGGUGUGCGGUCUUUUGGGCUUGAGCUGCUCGCUUGUGGUGGGGGGACAGGGGGUCGAGUUGACGGGUGGGGAUGAUCAGGCUGAUAUUAGCUUUCAGAUUCACAGCUUCAACGACUUGGGCUUGUUGCCGCAGCUGCGAUGGAAGCGCGCCACAUGGUUCAAGUUUGAUCCGCACUACAUGACGAGUGACUUUUGCACGUCGCAAUCCGCCAUUGCCGAUCCAUCACGCGGGUGUCUUGUGCUCAACCACGACCGCCCCGUCGCGCUUCGCCAGUACAACACGACCGACCAGCUGCUGGCUCUGCUCAACUCGACGCGCUGGCGCACCUACGCUGCGCAGCGCCAAUUGCAUGUGGCGCUGUGCUUCAAGUUUGAUUCGGGCAGCGACAUCUGUAGCGAUGCGCAAGAUGCCAGCGAUUGGCGGUACACGGUCGAUCAACUUUUCGAUCGCAUUGCAGCCUUGGACCUGCCCAACGUCACCUUCGUCUUGGAUGGCGUGGCUGUACCCGCCAGCGGCCCUUGCCUCAUCAACCGCUGGUCACCCUGGAACGCCACCUACAUUGUGGGCCAAAACCCAGCCCAGGGGGCUUUGGAUAACAACAGGACCAACGGAGACGAAACUUAUCAGAUUAAUAACAUGCCUGCCAGUCACCCAGUAGCUGCCAAACUCCAGGCCAUGCAGGCCAUUGACUAUGGCAAAUUUCUCGGCAACGGCCAACCCUUUUUGUUCUGGGAGCCUUCCGAUGAGCCUGACAUUGCGGAGACCAUUACGACCUAUGCCAACGGUUCGCUAAGCACCACCGGCUUUCGAUUUGCCAUCAACAUUGAUCCUCUUCAAAUUGCACAUUAUGCGAGUUACGCGGCGGGUCCAUCGCGGCUGAGCACGGCCUUUGACGCCCGGGUCAACUCAAUCGAGGCGGAUGUGGCCAGUGCUGGCACCUGUGGCGCAUGCCCGGUCUCAGGUACCAUUUUGCUCAAUAAUGGGACCCACGGCGUCGAGGUUCACCCUGCCAACUCGACCGUGCAGGUGGACGCACCCUUUGCUUUUGGAGGAGAUCAGGACUGCCAUGUGGCGUUGGCCGAAAGUUCAAAUGGCCACGUGGCGUUUACGGCAUCCUGUCAGGCGCUGAGCGCAGGUGCAAAUGCCGUGGCUUCAGUGCACGCUCUGGCACGAUUGGCCCCGGCACGCAAGUGCGCGUAUCAGGCGCCUGGUCUGAGGAAACAAGUGCCGUAUUGGUAA
Monosiga brevicollis MX1 is the source of this 1287-nucleotide messenger RNA. RefSeq lists its product as uncharacterized. Lineage: Eukaryota; Choanoflagellata; Craspedida; Salpingoecidae. The coding region runs from base 1 to 1287 and encodes 428 amino acids. The record is from RefSeq and is a predicted model, not a curated record. The transcript is spliced from 9 exons.